Molecule: messenger RNA, 2939 nt
Organism: Glycine soja
Lineage: Eukaryota; Viridiplantae; Streptophyta; Magnoliopsida; Fabales; Fabaceae
Product: putative receptor-like protein kinase At1g80870
Exons: 1
Coding region: 473-2611 (712 amino acids)
Biological process (GO): protein phosphorylation
Molecular function (GO): protein kinase activity; ATP binding
Source: RefSeq, a predicted model, not a curated record
GAUAAUACUAAUAACAACAAUAAUGUACUCUUCCCCCAACAUCAUCACACUUGGAGUGGUAUUUUACAUUCCUUUCCUUUUCUCUCCCUCGUCUCGUCUUGCCGCAACACUUUCUCUUUAGUCAAAAGCACCUUGGCCUUGGGUCCCUCCCUUCCCUUUUUCUAAUCCGCAUUUCCCAAUCGUUAAUCUCAUACUAUCAUUUAAACAAAGAAUGAGUGCAUAGAAUAGAAGAAACGAUACCAUAAAUCAAGGAAAACUAGAAAAACAAAAGAGAGUUAAGAAUAGUAGAAGACAGAUGGUUAUCUAAUCGUAAAGCAAUCCACUUUGGAUACCCUUUCAUUCAAUGAUAAUUAACACAGAGAAAGAAAUGAAAAACCAGAAUGCCCAUCUCCCUAUUAUUCUUCUUCACUCACUACUUUUUCUUCAUCACCAGCUGUUGUGAGUGAUCAACACACAACACAAACAACACACCAUGCCUUCAAGACCCUUCCCUCCCACAAAUCCCACCAAAACCAAGGCCCUCUUCCUAGCACUCACCAUCUCAGCUUGUGUUGUGAUUUUCUGCUCAAUCCUCUACUUCCUCUACCAUCUGUGGCAUUCUCUUGUUCACAGAGCUAAGACCAUCCCCUUUGAUGCAAGUGCUCCCUUGAAGCUCCAAAGAUUCUCAUACAAAGAUUUAAAGCAAGCCACCAAUGGCUUUGACACUGCCAAUGUAAUUGGCAAAGGUGGCUCUGGCACUGUUUUCAGAGGAAUACUUAAAGAUGGCAAGUUGAUUGCCAUCAAACGCCUGGACACGUUGUCUUUGCAGUCAGAGAGAGAGUUUCAAAACGAGCUGCAGAUUCUUGGAGGGUUGAGGUCACCAUUCUUGGUGACCCUCUUGGGUUACUGUGUGGAAAAGAACAAAAGGGUGUUGGUGUAUGAGUAUAUGCCCAACAGAAGCUUGCAGGAGUCACUCUUUGGAGAUGAUGGGGGGGGUUUGAGUUUGAGUUGGGGGAGCAGGUUUUGCAUAAUGUUGGAUGUUGCUAGAGCUUUGGAGUUCUUGCACCUUGGAUGUGAUCCUCCAGUGAUCCAUGGUGAUAUCAAGCCAAGCAAUGUUCUGAUUGAUUCUGAGUGGCGUGGGAAGAUCUCUGACUUUGGCUUGUCAAGGAUUAAGGUGGAAGGUGAGUUUGGUGUGGACUUGUUUAGCCAGGACUUGGGGAGGAGCCAGGAUCUAUGGAAAAGCCAAGAGCUUUCAGGUAAUUUGACUGCAGAAACUCCUCCUGCUCUUGGUACUCCAGUUGAAAAUGUUAGUGAAGUAGAUUUUGCUCUAGCUUUGCAAGCCUCUUCUUCAUCUAAAAAUAGUAGGACUUGCUUUAAUGUCAAAGCUUUGAACUUGAAUUCUUUGAAUUAUAAUGCCAAUAUUGCUACUGAAACUGAAAUUAGGAGUGUAAAUGCGAAGGGUAAGGAAGUUUCGGCUUUGGAUAGGGAUGAUUGGAAUGGUAAGUUUUUCCCUUGUGAUGAUGAGCUUUCUAGCAUUGAUUAUAGUAAGGAGUUAACUGUGAGUGCUUCUCCUUUGGUGGAUGAUGAGAAGGCAAAUGGGAAACAAUGGGGAAAGGACUGGUGGUGGAGACAGGAUGGAAGUGGAGAGUUAUGUAGUAAAGACUACGUAAUGGAGUGGAUAGGGAGUCAGAUUUGUCCAUCCAACGCUGAUUGGGAUGAUGGUAAGAACAAUGUUCACACGAAAGUAGAGUUGGAAAAUUCAAAUCCCAAGGAUAAAGACCAUGAUGCUAUUGCACCCCAACCACAGGUGUUUGGGAUUGGACAUAAUACUACAGAUAAUGGGGUUGAGAAAAAAGAGUCAAGGGGAAAGAAAAAUCACAAAAAGAAGCACAGGAAGAUGCAAGAGUGGUGGAGAGAAGAGCAUCUUGCUGAAUUAAGCAAGAAGACCAGUAAACUUAAAAAUCUUCAUACCAAGUGGAAGAAAGGCUUGAAAGUGCCCCAUUUUGAUUUGGGUAGAAGGUUUUAUCUUUGCAGGCGUAAGAAGUUUGGAGAGGAGGGUGAGAAUGAGUGUGAUCAAAAUGGGGAGUUUAGCUUCAGAAGAGGCUGGAAGAAGAAAAGCACUCAUUCCAUUGGAAGUGACAUGUGGAGUGGAGAUCUUUUCAGCCGUGAGCUCAGUAGCACAACAAGCAUGAGAGGGACACUGUGUUAUGUGGCACCAGAAUAUGGAGGCUGUGGAUUCUUAAUGGAGAAAGCUGACAUUUAUAGUUUUGGAGUUUUGAUUCUUGUAAUUGUGUCAGGUAGGAGACCAUUGCAUGUUCUUGCAUCACCCAUGAAACUAGAGAAAGCUAACUUAAUAAGCUGGUGUAGACACUUGGCUCAAGCUGGUAACAUUUUAGAACUUGUGGAUGAGAGAUUGAAAGAAGAUUACAAGAAGGAACAAGCAAGUCUGUGUAUCAACUUGGCACUCAUUUGCUUACAGAAAAUUCCAGAGCUGCGGCCAGAUAUUGGGGAUAUUGUUAAGAUUUUGAAGGGGGAGAUGGAGCUUCCACCACUUCCAUUUGAAUUCUCCCCUUCUCCACCUUCCAAAUUAUACAGCAGAUCAAGGAGAAAACCGAAGGGCACUGCAGAAUAGAUUUUGUAAUUCAUAAGUCAUCUUCUCACCAUGUUAGAUCAGGUAUGAUGAGUGCAGUACGGGAUGGAUCAAUGAAUAUGUUUGCAUUUGGAGCCUGAAUUCACUCCUAUUGUUAGAUUUAUGUUGAAUUCAUAUCAGAUAAGUUAUUUUUUUUUUCUUUUUGAUGACUCAAUUUCCACUGAUUGUUCUCAGUGUGGUUAUGUUAAGAGUACUUGUUACCUGUCUCCCUUGAUGGCGCAUGGUUGCAGCUGAACUGUGUAUAUGAUGAUUAUUACUUGUUAGCUUAACUCUUAAUUGUAAUAGAUAAGGGCAAAAGGGUAUCUGUCAA